AUGGAGGCGCGCGUGGACGGGCUCGUCGAGAAGCUGCGGCAGCUCUUCGAGGUCAAGUCAGGGUACCGCGACGGCGCGUCGCAGGCCAAGCUCCUCGAGAAGCACUUUCGCUUCUUUGACAGCAAUGCGUCGGGCUCGAUCGAUUUUCACGAGUUCAUGGCCGCGAUGCUACGGCUCAACUUUGUCGGCGUCCAGGCCGAGCUCGAGGAUCUCUUUGACCGCUUUGACCAAGACCUCGACGGAACGCUCUCGUACACGGAGUUUGCUGCGGUCAUAUUCAACCUGCACGGCGCCGCAACGCCGCAAGUGCUCUCGGCUGUCGACCGCGUCAAAGCGCUGAUUAUGGACAGUGGUGGCCGAAAUGGCAUUCGCACGCUCCUCGUGAUCCUGCGACGCAUGGACGCCAACGGAGACAACACGAUCGACAAGGAGGAAUUCCACAACGGACUGCUCGACCUCGGUGCCCACCCCGCCGAUGUCGAUGGCGACGAGCUCAACACGAUUUUUCGGUACUUUGACCGCGAUGGGAACGGCCGAAUCACGCUGGACGAGCUCCUUCGUGGUCUUCGUGGGCGUAUGGCGAAGCGCCGCAUUUUGCUGGUCCGCAUGGCCUUCAAUGUCCUCGACGCGUCCAAGGACGGGCUCGUGUCGAUGGACGAGCUCGCGUCGCGCUUUGACACGUCGCAUCACCCCGACGUGCUCUCUGGUCGGCUCACGCCACACGCGGCCCUGCACCAGUUUCUCUCGAUAUUUGACGCGACCGAGACCAUCGACUGGCACCACUUUCUCGGGUACUACAAGGACCUGAGCGCCGGCAUCGAGAACGACGACGAGUUCGAGCUCAUUGUGCGCAACGCGUGGCACCUCUCGGGCGGCGACGGCUGGUGCGAAAACUCAACGUGUCGUCGCGUGCUCGUGACGCACUCGGACGGUCGCCAAGAAGUCUGCGAGCUCCAAAACGACCUCGGCAUCGGGCCCAACGAUCGCACCACGAUGAUCCGACAGCUGCUCCUCCAAGGCGUGCGCGAUAUUGUCAACGUCUCGACGUGUGCUUGA
This is a messenger RNA of Saprolegnia diclina VS20, 1056 nucleotides long. RefSeq lists its product as hypothetical. NCBI's taxonomy places the organism in Eukaryota, Oomycota, Saprolegniomycetes, Saprolegniales, Saprolegniaceae. Gene Ontology annotation, molecular function: calcium ion binding. The coding region runs from base 1 to 1056 and encodes 351 amino acids. The record is from RefSeq and is a predicted model, not a curated record. The transcript has 5 exons.